Messenger RNA from Dentiscutata heterogama, 590 nucleotides. Lineage: Eukaryota; Fungi; Glomeromycota; Glomeromycetes; Diversisporales; Gigasporaceae. The record is from the annotation of a GenBank genome assembly.
AUGGUUUCGUCUAACAACGAUAGUCGCGAAGAAACUCCUUCAGAUAAAGAGAAAAAGAGUCAGAAUGAAGAACCACUUAAAAUUCCAAAAGGUUUCGAGAACUUUUUUAAUAAAAAUGUAGAAAGACUUAAACAAAUUGCAAAAGAGCAAGUUCCAAAAGAUAAUAAUACUCCUAAUAAUAAUUCUCGACCACAAGACGAACAACAAAAAUCUCCCCCCAAACAACACCAACCGCCGAUCAAAGAAUUCAAUCUACAUUUAAACGUUAACACCAUUCUUCCCCUUCUAUUUUCGGCAUAUAUCUUGUAUAAAAUUGUUGGUGGUUCUGAUAAUUCUCGAGAAAUUACUUGGCAAGAAUUUCGGACUGCAUUUUUUGAUAAAGGUUUAGUCGACAAACUUGUUGUGGUGAAUAGAAAAAAAGUUCGCGUAUAUUUACAUUCAAACGCAACUGGACAGAUGUAUCCGAACGCUCCUACCCUACCCGGUUCGAAUUAUUAUUUUAGCAUUGGAUCUGUUGAAGCAUUUGAACGUAAAAUAGAAGAUGCUCAAAAUGAAUUGGGAAUCCCAUCAAAUGAACGAAUACCUGUAGC